Messenger RNA from Amblyraja radiata (thorny skate), 981 nucleotides. RefSeq names its product probable G-protein coupled receptor 139. Lineage: Eukaryota; Metazoa; Chordata; Chondrichthyes; Rajiformes; Rajidae. The transcript has 2 exons. Gene Ontology annotation, cellular component: plasma membrane. Bases 1 to 981 code for a protein of 326 amino acids. Gene Ontology annotation, biological process: G protein-coupled receptor signaling pathway. The record is from RefSeq and is a predicted model, not a curated record. Gene Ontology annotation, molecular function: G protein-coupled receptor activity.
AUGAGUCGGCUGCUGCACUUGUCGGUUGAAUAUUAUUAUUACCCAGUCCUGGCAUCAAUUGGAGUACCGGUUAAUCUGCUGGCGAUUGUGGUCCUGUCCCGAGGAAAGUGCGGUCUCUCCAAAUGCAUCACUCGUUAUCUGGUGGCUAUGGCGACGGCGGACCUCACGGUGAUUGUCUGCGAAGUGAUUAUAAAUCGGAUUGCCGUUCUUUAUUGGUGGAACACAAUCCUGUACUACACUCCUGUGUGCAGGUGUAUUCUCUUCCUGUCCGCAGCGGCCGUAGACUGUUCCGUGUGGUUCACGGUCGCAUUCACAUUUGAUAGGUUUGUGGCCAUCUCCAAAGAGAAUCUGAGAUCCAGAUACUGCACCGAUAGAAUCGCGGCGGUGGUUAUGGUGACCCUGUGUACCUUCUUCUGUUUACAGAACGUUCCCUGGCCUUUCGCUUAUAAUUCUUUCCACAGGCAGAAUGGUUUACUGUGGGGCUGCCGAAUCCGAUCUGACUUAUAUUUCCUGCCCGCAUGGAUCGCAUUUUCUUGGUCUGAGCCGCUGUUGACCCCAGUGAUUCCAUUCUGUUUGAUUUUGCUCUUUAAUGCGCACACGGCGAGACGUAUUUUAAUGGCCAAUCGGGUCCGCAGGAGGCUCCGCGAUCUCAGUCGUGGAGACCCGGAGACGGAAAGCCGUAAACGGUCAAUAAUUUUACUCUUUGCAAUUUCCAGCAGCUUUAUCCUGCUCUGGGUCACAACUAUAUCUCAUUUUGUUUACUAUCGAUGUGUCAACGGAUUUUGGGUGCGAGGCUUCACAAACACAUAUGCAAAAUUUGAAAAAAUUGGAGUUCUGCUGCAGCUGCUGAACACGUGUACAAACACACUGAUUUACACCGUCACCCAGGGGAAGUUCAGAGAGCAGCUCCUUCACGCACUUCAAUGGCCCGUCGCGCUAACUGGAAAGUUUGUGCAAAAUGUCAAAUCAUUUUUUAAAUGA